ACGCGCCUGGUACGCCAUGAUGGUCCUGCCGCUGGCAUACUACCUCGUCUUCCACUAUCUGCCGAUGGCCGGCAUCAUCGUUGCUUUCAAGGACUACCGGAUCGCCAAGGGCGUCUUCGGCAGCGACUGGGUGGGCCUCAAGUGGUUCAUCCAGUUCUUCGAGUCGUUCUACUUCUCGCGGCUGAUGCGCAACACCCUGCUGAUCAGCUUCUACACGAUUGUCUUCGGCUUCCCGGUGCCGAUCAUCUUCGCCUGAUGCUGAACGAGAUGAAGGUGCUGCCGCUCAAGCGCAUCGCGCAGACGGUGAGCUACCUGCCGUACUGCGUCUCCCUGGUGAUCAUCGUGGGCAUGCUGGUCACUUUCCUGUCGCCCAACAACGGCAUCAUCAACAUCAUCAUCAAAUCGCUGGGCGGCGAAGCCGUCAACUUCAUGGGCCAGCAGAGCUGGUUCCGCCCGCUGUAUAUCGGCUCUCACGUCUGGCAGUGGUUUGGCUUCAGCUCGAUCAUCUACCUGGCCGCGAUAGCCGGCGUCAGCCAGGAGCUCUACGACGCGGCGGAGGUGGACGGCGCGUCGCGGCUGCAGCGGAUCCGUUUCGUCACCAUCCCCGGCAUGGCGCCGACGAUCAUCAUCCUGCUCAUCCUGAACCUCGGGCACGCGCUGUCGGUCAACUGGGAGAAGAACCUGCUCAUGUAUACGCCUGCCACCUACGAGGUGGCCGACGUGAUCGACACCUACGUCUACCGCCGCGGGAUCGUCAGCGGCGAAUACAGUUUCGGGGCGGCGGUGGGAUUGUUCAAGAACGUCGUCAACCUGGGCUUGCUGGUAGUCUUCAAUCGGCUGGCGCGGCGCUUUACGGAUACGUCGCUGUGGUGA
This is a messenger RNA of Geodia barretti, 873 nucleotides long. The record is from the annotation of a GenBank genome assembly. NCBI's taxonomy places the organism in Eukaryota, Metazoa, Porifera, Demospongiae, Tetractinellida, Geodiidae.